AUUUAAGCUGUCCACUGCUAGGUAUCUUCGUUUUUCGUCUUUCCAUAACACUUCGAACUGCUGAUGUAUACGUUACCUUCCUUGUUUAUCUGAACUUGUUUCGCGAUAAGCAUCGAAUAUCGAAGGCUUGGAUCCUCGCCGAAGGAAGUUCAAGAGAUACUUAUUCUUGCUUGUCUUCGUUGCAACCUGUUCUGGUCUUUCCACGGAUGGUCACACCCGUAGCUUCGACUAAUUGAAUUUGACCGCCGCGAACCUGGACAAAAAGGUCGGAAGCAAUCCAUUGUCUUUGCCCGUGUAAACUUUAAUGAGGAGUGCCACUCUGACCACGACAAAGACAAGAGGUACUCUCGUGCAUUCAUAAAAGGCACAUGCAAGACGAGAAUUCCUGUGUUUCCACCCUUCCCUACGACUUCCAAUCAUGCCUCUGUCUCUCCAGCUCUCUAGGCACUCGUCUCAGGCUACAGAAGUGAUUCACGAUGACGUCUCUGACGCCGGCACCGAAGUCCCUCAAGUCUAUGCUGUGGCAAGCUACCUUAAGAAAGCGCGCCUACCAGGGUUCUAUCGUCAUGUGAGGUUCCCAGUGGAGCAGCUCAGACGCGUUGCGGUUUGGCCGAAGAUGCCUACACUCGUGAGGCCUUUGGGAACGCGUCCUUUGAAAACGGUGUACGCUGUGGAUGCUGCUAUCAUUGCCCAAGGGGCUGCCAACUACAUCAGCGACAUGCCUUUCCUCAACAUCGUCAACGAAGAGGGUGUUCCUCAGGAGACUUCUUCAAAAAUCAAGCUUUCCAAUGGGCUUAUCGUGCAGUACGACCACGGUGACCUUGAUUUUCUUCGCAAUAUCAACUCGGAGGACGACAUGGAUCGGCUAUUGAUGGACUAUGUCCUUGCAACCACCUCAGAGGUUGUCCGUCUCUUCAGUCACCUCCCGCCCAUGUGUCCUCAGGCAGAGAGUCUUAAGUUCCAGAACAUCUCUGUUAGGCACACCGCGCAUCAUUGCAAGUGGGAUAUAUACAGUAUGAACGAUCAAUUUUUCAUUAUCUUCAUCCCGCCUUGGUUCAUGGGAAAAGAGGACCUUGAGACACUCGCUCGUCGCGGCAAGGUGGCAGGUGGUGCCCUCGACGCGUUGGACCCUCGCGCACAGCUACUAGACACGAUCAGCGACAAGCUAUGGGCCGUGAUAUGUGACGUCUGUGUUGGACAUGGCACAGAAUUCGUUGUGACCAAUUACCUGUAUUGGAGCUUCGGCCGAUUCAAUGCUGAAAAGACCAUGCUUUCACUGCCGAUACAGGCUGAGUUGGAUCCGUUGGAUGGGACUGUUAUGGGAGAACGUCUCGUGAACCCUUCGGUAAUUGAAACCCUGGUCUAUUGGAUCCAGGUGGCAAGGGGUGCUGCUAUUAUGGUCGGAUAAAACGCUUCGCCAUUGAUCGUGUGCAAGGAAGAGGAAACAUGUAAUUUAUGCUCUAAUUACUGAUAUGAAUAUGAUCUCUAUGCCAAUACAUCACUGUCGAAGGGUGUUUCCGGAUGCCCUGACAUACUUGCCUAGUAUCAACCUUUUCCUCCUCCCGGCCGGAUCAGUUUCCCCCUCAACGUCGGUUUCCACAUAAGUAGCGAGCCUUUUGCACUGGUCAUGAAAACUUAC
Desarmillaria tabescens is the source of this 1639-nucleotide messenger RNA. RefSeq lists its product as uncharacterized. The record is from RefSeq and is a predicted model, not a curated record. The transcript is spliced from 6 exons. Bases 419 to 1408 code for a protein of 329 amino acids. NCBI's taxonomy places the organism in Eukaryota, Fungi, Basidiomycota, Agaricomycetes, Agaricales, Physalacriaceae.